UGAGAGGCAUAAGUACUAUAUAUACCUGCGGGUUCCAGCGAUAGGCACCACAAUCAACAUCCGCUUUACCUCUGGCAAUCAUGAAGAAGCUCCUGGUGUUCCUCAGCGCCCUCCUGGCAGUCAAUGCUGCUCCUCAGCAGGGAUACGUCCUUUCAGGUCCCCAAGGGUCCUUUGAUACUAGGAGUGGUGGGGGCCCAGCAUUUGGGGAGGCAGUCUCUCAGCAGCACCAGCAACAGCAGUUUUCACCAACUGGCUCGUCUCUUCCAGCGACAUCACAACCAGACAUCUCUGGACAGUUCCAGGCUGGGGCCUCCAGCCAGCUGUCAGGUAGUUCGUUUUCCAGACAAGGGCAGUUCCAGGCUGGAGCUUCAAGCCACCAGUCAGCAGGUGGCUCGUAUUCAGGACAAACUGACCAGUCCUUCCCAGUUUCAAACGAGCAGUCAUUUACCGGUCAAGUAGCUCAAGUCUCGACUGCUGGAGCAUAUCAGCCAUCUUCCAACAUUCAGUUAUCUCAGACUCCUAGCCAGCAAAUAGAACCUUCACCCCAAUUCCAGCCUAGCCAACAUACAGUGACUUCAGGCCAAUUCCAGUCCACUGGCUUGCAAGAGAACUUUGUUCGUGGUUCUUCUCAGGGGGUAUCUAGAGCCGUUGGGUCCGAAGGGGGCUGCCCUGAUGGUCAAACACGCCACGUUGAUGGCAGGUGUGUCACGCCCGAAGUGAUGCGCCACGUCUUUGUCUACGCCGCGCCGGAUAUCCCUCACAGUGGCAACGUCGACAAAGCAAACAUUCCCUUGCCCAAGGUAGAACACAACAUCGUGUUUAUCAGAACUGACGAGCUAAACAGUAGGAAUGACCCCAUCAUCAUACCGCCACCGCAGAAGAAGCACAUUAUCUAUGUCCUCAAUAAGGAAUCGCAGUUCGGAGGCCAGAAGGUGAUUCAAGUUACCACUCCUAAGCCCAAGCAACCCGAGGUAUACUUCGUCAACUACGCUGAAGGUCAGACGCCCACGCUCCCCGACGGAACAGAUUUUGAAACCGCUCUCAAAUCGGCUGUGCAAGCAGAGAGUCAAGUCAUUGAUGGAUCCAAGGGCUUUGAUGGUCACAACGAGCAGACUACAAAUAUUGUUUCUAAUGUUGGAGCUUCUGUCUUCAGUAGUGAAGUAUCCAGCGGAGGAUUUGAUGCUAACAUUGUGACUGGAUCAAGCAGCAGUGAUAGAAGAAGCAAUUACAAUAACCAGUUCACCGUAAACUCUGGUUCCCCUCCUCGUUUUGGUAAGGGAAUAAGCAACGCAGUUUCUAAUACCAACAGUGACAUUGCACCCACCGAGGACAUUAAAAGCAACAUCCAGGACCAAGAUUUUUCUGCAAAUGCUGAAGGAACAUCUGAAUUUAACAAUGAAGUGAUCGAUGUUGGAUUUGAUACCACUCGUGCCAGUAGUUCUUCCAGCAACAUUAGGGGCAACAUUAACAACCAGGAGUUUGCUGUGAAUGUUCAAAGCUCUGCAAUUGGAGUUCCUCUACCUGCCAGUAAUGAAUAUGGCGUCAAUACUGCUGAUUCAUUAGUCCAGGAAAACCUCCCCAGCAAUGAUUUCGGUGUCGUAGUAUCAGACAGUAUCAGCGUCAGCCCUGAUCCCGGUAGCAACACUCUACGUAGCGGUUCUACAAACACCAACGACUUGAGAGUCAAAAACUCUGGAUCUUCUGCCAAUAACGCUGUACCAGACAACAGCCUAUAUGGCAGGAACCAAGGACGUGGAAACGCCGUAGCCACCUUCACUGCCAAUAUUGGUUCAGAAGCCACCUUCUCCAACAGUAACCUUGGUACUGAAGGCACCUUCUCCAACAGCAACCUUGGUUCAGAAGCCACCUUCUCCAACAGCAACCUUGGUUCUGAAGCCACCUUCUCCAACAGCAACCUUGGUUCUGAAGGCCCCGUUUCCAACAACAACUUUGGUUCUGAAAGUACCUCCUCCAACAACAACUUUGGUUCAGAAGCCCCCAUCUCCAACAACAACUUUGGUUCUGAAGGCACCUUCUUCAACAGCAACUUUGGUUCUGCAACCACCAAUUCCAAGAACAACUUCGGUUCAGAAGCUCCCAUCUACAACAACAACUUUGGUUCUGAAGGCACCUUCUCCAACAGCAACUUUGGUUCAGAAGCCACCUUCUCUAAUAACUUUGCCUCCGCUUCUGUAAUAACAUCAGGUGUCCAGGAUAACAUCUCCAACUUCAAUGCUGUCAGACCUCCUGUCAGCGCCACUGUUUCCAACAACUUUGACAGCCAUAGUGCUGGACCCUUAGCCUCCUCUUCUGGCGCCCUAAGAGAGACAACUGUUUCUGCCAACAGUUUCCAGGCAUCCUCAGUAAGGGAGGACGUUCCACAAACUGCCUACAGCGCGCCUUGAAAAGGCCAGUUUCACUCAACAGAUUAGUUUUUCUAAUCUAUACUUUUGAUAGUUUUUUGAGGUUUUGUUAGUUUCAGUAUCUUAUGUUUAGGGUAAGAUAACUUUUUUUACCUAAUGUUUAAUUAAUAACAGAGUGCCAAUGUAUUUUUUGAUAUAAUAAAUUCUCAACGUCAAGAAAGAAAA
Messenger RNA from Macrobrachium nipponense, 2588 nucleotides. RefSeq lists its product as uncharacterized. The record is from RefSeq and is a predicted model, not a curated record. The transcript has 2 exons. The coding region runs from base 81 to 2405 and encodes 774 amino acids. NCBI's taxonomy places the organism in Eukaryota, Metazoa, Arthropoda, Malacostraca, Decapoda, Palaemonidae.